AUGGCUUUGGAGGGGCUCUUAGUGACAGUGGCGGCUUGCCUGAUGACAUGGGUAAUCCAAACGCACAAUGGUGGUGUAUUGAAUAUACUAUUCAAACCUGAUGAAAUUAGUAAAUCAGGAAACAGCACAUUCAGUUUCGUUUCGGAAGUGGACUACAAUUAUUUCAUCAAUCUUCUCCUUCUGAGACCUCUGAACUUUUCGGUGCUAAGAGCCCUACCGGAACAAUUUGGAGGGGGUCAGAAAGCCGUCGACGAUGCUAUCGCCAAUCCUAAUCGAGAACCAAUGAUCUUCUGGACUAUGAUUGGAGCUUCCCUCCUACUUACGCUACUAGUUCUUAGUGCUGCCUGCUGUUGUGGAAAUGGUCCUUCAAAAAGAAAACAAGCCAAUACGUCAGAAGAGAGGUUUGCUCGGCACCAGAGGGUGGAACGAAUCAAGUAUACAAUCAUCGUGAUAUUUGCCCUUUCAACGGCUCUGGCAACAACAAUCCUUCUUGUACUUUACUUUGGUACUCUUAACAUUGCCUUCGACGCCUCAGAACAUACCUUAGACGGAAAAGUGCUGAGUAUUGAUCCCUUUGAAAGAAUUCAAAUAGCUAUGGAUGAAAUCAAGAACUUCGUCGAAGAGGGAAGUAAAGCACUUCCAGCUUCUGUCGAAAAAUUUGCAAAAGGAUUUGACAACAAGGUUAACGUAAGUACAGCAGUAUUAGUUUAUUUUGGAAAAAAAUGUGAUUAA
This is a messenger RNA of Rodentolepis nana, 732 nucleotides long. NCBI's taxonomy places the organism in Eukaryota, Metazoa, Platyhelminthes, Cestoda, Cyclophyllidea, Hymenolepididae. The record is from the annotation of a GenBank genome assembly.